AGGAAGCUGGAUUGCGCCACUCGGUAACUGGAGUCAAUGAAUCGGGCUCAGGGGUAUUAAUCGAGCGGGGGGGUAAGCAGUGAGCAGGAGGAGACUCCCCCCGGAGGCGUUUCUUCUUCUCGGUGACUGUGUGUCCACACAAAGCGUCAAUGAGCUGCACUUUUCCCACGUUUCUUCUCCAGGAGCGAAGGGCUCGUUUGGAGGAACGCCGCCGGGCUUUGCUGUCCGCUCGCUGGGGUGUGUUCAGGCGACUGAGACCUCUGUGAGUCAUUUGGAAAACGUUAAUAUCAAAGCGACACGUCUGGUUCGUCUGUUUUCUGAGCUGAAUUAUAGACAGAAAAGUUGUGUACAGUCUGUUUUCGGUCCCGGGUCAGAACCGCUGCUAACGCGUUCAAGCUAACGUAACGUCCCCUCGGAUAAACCAGCUAACUGUGGACGGACGGCUACAGUGUGUUCCCAGCCUGGAAGUCUCAGUGCGUUGAUGUGUUAGGACACAAUGUCUCCCCCCCGCUGCUUCCAGCUGCUGCUGUCCUGCAUCCUGCUGGUUCUGCUGGUCCCGUUUCCUCGGGCUCAGUCCAGACCGGCCACAGAGGAGAGAGACGCAGCCGACGCAGUUAAAUCCUCUGAAGACGAAGAAGACGAUGAGUCAUCCUCAGAGGAAAAUAAACUGUCCAAUGAGCUGUCAACAAGCAACGAAAAGCUCCAGACGUCGGCGCCUCAGUGGGUGAUGCCAGAGAAGAUGGAGAAGCAGCUCCACGCCGUUCCUGCCAGCAGGACCGUAAAGUUUCGAUGCCAGGCGGUUGGAAACCCUGUUCCCUCCCUGCGCUGGUACAAGAAUGGCAAAGAGUUCAGGAAGGACCAGAGAAUCGGAGGGUUCAAGAUCAGAGACCACAUGUGGACUCUAAUAAUGGAGUCAGUGGUUCCAUCUGAUAAAGGCAACUACACCUGUGUGGUGGAGAAUGAAUACGGGAGUCUCAAACACACCUACCUGCUGGAUGUAGUUGAGCGCUCUCCUCACAGACCGAUCCUGCAGGCAGGUCUGCCGGCUAACCAAACCGCUGUUGUUGGCAGCAACGUGGCGUUUGUGUGCCGAGUGUUCAGCGACCCGCAGCCUCACAUCCAGUGGCUCAAACACAUCACCGUCAAUGGCAGCAGAGAGGGACCAGAUGGACACCCGUAUGUCCUCAUUCUCAAGACUGCAGGUUUGAACACAACAGAUAAAGAAAUGGAGGUUUUGACUCUGAAGAACGUCACUCUGAGCGAUGCUGGAGAAUACACCUGCCUGGCAGGUAACUCGAUCGGCGUCUCUCAUCACUCUGCGUGGCUCACUGUCGUCGACGACCUGCCCCCCUCCCCGCUGCCCUCUCAGACAUAUUUGGAGAUCUUCAUCUAUUGCCUCGGCUUUUUCAUCAUCAUCAUCCUCACGGCCACAGCAGUCAUCUGCAGACUCUGCUGCGCCCCGAAGAAAAGCGACUUCGGCAGCCAGCUAGCCGUCCAAAAACUAGCCAAGAGCAUCCCUCUGAGGAGACAGGUAUCAGUCGAGUCCUCAUCCUCCCUUCAGUCUGGAAUGUGUUUGAUGCGCCAGUCUCGUCUCUCCAGUGCAGCCACCACCAUCCUGGCAGGAGUGUCGGAGUACGAACUUCCCUACGAUCCUGUGUGGGAGCUGCCCCGUGACAGGCUGACGCUGGGGAAGCCUCUGGGAGAAGGCUGUUUCGGUCAGGUGGUUCUGGCGGAGGCUGUUGGGGUUGACAAAAAUAAACCCACCCGCCUCACAAAGGUGGCUGUGAAGAUGCUCAAAGCGGACGCCACAGAGAAGGACCUGUCUGACCUGAUCUCUGAAAUGGAAAUGAUGAAGAUGAUUGGCAAACACAAGAACAUCAUCAACCUGCUGGGAGCCUGCACUCAGGACGGCCCUCUGUACGUGGUGGUGGAGUACGCCUCACAGGGUAACCUGAGGGAAUACCUCCGGGCUCGUCGGCCGGUCGGGUUGGAGUACUGGAGCGGCUCCAGGCAGGUUUCUCUGGGCGGUUUGGAGCUCAUGGAGCUGGUGUCUGCUGCGUACCAGGUGGCCAGAGGAAUGGCCUACCUGGCUUCAAAGAAGUGUAUUCACAGAGACCUGGCAGCGAGGAACGUGCUCGUCACAGAAGAUAACGUGAUGAAGAUCGCUGACUUCGGUCUGGCUCGAGACAUCCACCACAUCGACUACUACAAGAAGACCACUAAUGGUCGUCUGCCGGUGAAGUGGAUGGCACCAGAAGCUUUGUUUGACCGUGUCUAUACGCACCAGAGUGAUGUGUGGUCUUUUGGUGUCUUGCUGUGGGAAAUCUUCACCCUUGGGGGGUCUCCUUACCCCGGAGUCCCCGUGGAGGAGCUCUUCAAGCUGCUAAAGGAAGGUCAUCGCAUGGAAAAACCCUCUGCAUGCACGCAGGAGCUGUAUCUGAUGAUGAGAGACUGCUGGCACGCCGUCCCGUCUCGCAGACCAACUUUCCAGCAGCUGGUAGAAGAUUUAGAUCGCACGCUUUCUCUCAUGGCUAACCAGGAGUACCUGGACCUGGCUGUUCCUCUGGUCCAGUACUCGCAGGUCGGCUCCUCUUCCUCGGCUCAUUCCUGUAACUCCACAUAGGCGUCCUGGGAGCCGUUCCCUUCCUGGAUCACCUUCAUCCCGUUUCCUCUGCUGCCGGGGCGGCGGCGGUCCCAGACGAGGCCGGACGGAGGAGCUCAGACGAGCCGCUUCACCGCCGUCUAUCAGCAGCAGCCUGAUGUGAAGAACAGCUGGAUUGAGCUGGACUCCAAGCGAGGCCUCAGGAAGCAGCUCACACAGCAUCUCAUUCAUAAAGGGUGUAAAGACUGAGUUCACCCUGUGAGAGCCGGGUUCGGUUCCGGGUCUGCCCAUCAGUGCUGUGGUUAAUAAUAACGUUCUCAGUGUGAAUACUGUAAAUAAUAGUUUGUCAUAUGGAAGAUCAAACUGGAUUUAUAAGAGAAGUAUGAAAUAAGGAGAUAGAGGGAGUAAAGCAAACUGUACUAAUAACUGAAUGAAUAAAAUACACAACAACAUGUACAAAUAAAUCUAUAAAUGUGUCAAAAACAAACAUUUCUUAAUCAUUUUACUUUGUAUUUUUCCAUCAGCAGCCCUUCAUAAUCCCUUUGGAAAUAAUUCAUUAAUCAUUUAUAGAUUUAUUUCUCAAGUUCUCUGUGUAUUUACUUUCAGUUAUUUAAUUUCCAGUGAUAUUUAUGUGUCUGUCGUCCGCAGUAAUGUCACGUUGCCAAAGAUGACGUUUGCCAGUCUUACAGUCCAACAUUGCACUUAUCCUCCAGCUGAUUGCAGCCAUUUACAGAAAAUGCUUCUUGUUGAAUGUGUAAAAUAACUGAUUAACAGUAUUAAAAUCCUUUUGAAUUUUUACUCUGGUGGAGAUUUGAUGUGAUUAAAUGACAAAAUCCAAGACUGUACCAGACUGAGCAAGAUGAUUCCUGCUGUAAAGUUGACAUGUUAAUUUGGGACGCCUUCUUUCUUUAUAACCCUGUACCCAGACGUUAGCCCCUUGCACCUCCUUCCUGAUGACAUCACGCAUAUUGCGAAAGAAAGCGAGCCGUGAUUGGUCGAGGAUCAACAUGUGGUCUGUAAUGCCUUGCGGCUGAGAUGAGGAUUUAUGACUCUAAUCACCAAAUGUGACACAGUGAGGAUCUGAGCAGGACUGUGGAGUCUGAGGCUGGUGAUGGAGUCGCUGUCGUCAUCACACUGAGUCUGAGAAACACCAGCAGCUCCAGGUUUAAACAAUCCUGCUGUGUGAUCGUUCAGAGCUGAUAGAAACACUCUCAGUCUGAUGCAAACCAGUCACACCUUGUGUGUGUGUGUUUGUGUGUGUGUGUGAAGAAUGACCUUGGAGAUGAAGAUAAA
Molecule: messenger RNA, 3895 nt
Organism: Chelmon rostratus (copperband butterflyfish)
Lineage: Eukaryota; Metazoa; Chordata; Actinopteri; Chaetodontiformes; Chaetodontidae
Gene: fgfr1b
Product: fibroblast growth factor receptor 1b
Exons: 17
Coding region: 497-2623 (708 amino acids)
Biological process (GO): multicellular organism development; positive regulation of kinase activity; fibroblast growth factor receptor signaling pathway
Cellular component (GO): signaling receptor complex; membrane
Molecular function (GO): fibroblast growth factor binding; ATP binding; fibroblast growth factor receptor activity
Source: RefSeq, a predicted model, not a curated record